Plenodomus lingam JN3 is the source of this 153-nucleotide messenger RNA. NCBI's taxonomy places the organism in Eukaryota, Fungi, Ascomycota, Dothideomycetes, Pleosporales, Leptosphaeriaceae. The record is from RefSeq and is a predicted model, not a curated record.
AUGCACGCGCCGGUGGCGAGACCAAGUGGCGUGAGGAGAACAGGGAAGAUCGGGCGACAAGAUCGCACGCCUGCGCAAACGCAACCCAACCCAACCCAACGCAAACCCAACGCAACCCCAAUCAAUCUCCCAGACCACAUUCUCACCGAGUAG